AUGGCCGUGGGCGUGGCCAUCCACGGCGGCGGUGCCCGGUGCUUCGCAUCGGACACCAUCUCCGCUAACUCCGGCAUCUCCGGCAGCCGGACCGUCGUGUCCAAAGGCGGCAACUUCGAGCUGGGCUUCUUCAGCCCGGCAGGUGACGGCAGCACGACGACAUCCUCCCCUCGCAGCUACUACGUGGGCAUCUGGUACAAGAAGGCCGUGUCGCAGCGCACGCCCGUGUGGGUCGCCAAUAGAGCCGUGCCGGUCUCCGACCCCGCGUCCUCCCAGCUCGCCGUAGCGGCGGACGGCAACCUCGUGCUCAUCAACGAAGCCGGCAAGCUCGUCUGGUCCUCAAACGUCAGCUCCGCCGCCGGCAGCUCGAACGGCACCGUAGAGGCGGUCAUCUUGGACACCGGGAAUCUCGUCCUCCGGCGCGAGAAAGGCGAGGUCCUGUGGCAGAGCAUAGAGCACCCCACCGACACGUGGCUCCCGGGCGUCCAUCUCGGCUUGAACAAGAUCACCGGCGACGUGCGGGCUCUGGUCUCCUGGAAGAGCUCCGGCGACCCGGCUCCCGGCAUGUUCACCUUGGGGAUCGACCCGAACGGGAGCAGCCAGUUCUUCCUCAGCUGGAACAGGACCGUGAGUUUCUGGAGCAGUGGGGAAUGGAACGGCGACAUAUUUGCCGGGAUCCCGGAGAUGACGUCGCACGACAAGUACGACUUCGAGUUCGUGUCCGACGCCAACGCCAGCUACUUCACCUACUCCCUGCAGGACCCCACGGUGAUCUCCAGGCUCGUCCUGGACGUUUCCGGCCAGGCGAGGCAGAUCAUGUGGGUGCCGUCCGCCGGCGAGUGGAUGGUCAUCUGGAUGGAGCCGCACCAGCUCUGCGACGUCUACGCUGUCUGCGGCGCGUUCGGCGUCUGCAGCGAGAAGAGCGAGCCCUUCUGCACCUGCCCCGCCGGCUUCCGCCCCGCCUCCGUGGGGGACUGGGAGCUAGGAGAUCACUCGCAUGGCUGCCGCCGGAACCAUCCCUUGCAGUGUGAUCGUCGUAACGCGAACAGCUCGGUGCACGGCGAGGACGACGGUGACGCCUUCUUGCUGGCGCCAGGCAUUUCUCUGCCGAGAAAUCCAUCGCCUGCACAGGCAUCAAGCGCUCAAGACUGCAGGUUGGCGUGCUUGAGGAGCUGCGAUUGCACCGCUUACUCUUACGGCAGCCGCUGCGCUCUGUGGUACGGUGGCUUGCUAAACCUGCAGCGGCGCGUCGACGACACGGCCGGCGUGGAUGACCUUUACCUCCGGUUGUCCGCCAUGGACGUGCCAUCGGAAGGUCGAAAGAGAAGGAUCGUCUUUGCUCGAGUUGCCACAGUUGUGACCUUGGUCCUUGGCUUGUCUGUCAUCGUGUUCGUGGCGGUUAGGACGUUUAGGAGAAAGCAGAGGAGCAUAACAUUCAUGCAGGCAGCAUCGGAAGGUGGCAACCUCGUGGCGUUCAAGUACAGCGACGUGAGGAGGGCGACCAGGAACUUCUCGGAGAAGCUCGGCGGCGGCGGCUUCGGGUCGGUGUACAAGGGGACGCUGCCCGGCGGCGGCCGGGCAGCCAUUGCGGUGAAGAAGCUCGAAGGCCGCCUCUGCGUGGGGGAGAAGCAGUUCUGGAACGAGGUGCGCACCAUCGGCGUUAUCCAGCACGUCAACCUCGUCCGCCUCCGCGGCUUCUGCUCCCACGGCGGCGAGCGGCUGCUCGUCUACGACCACAUGCCCAACGGCUCCCUGGACAAGGCGCUCUUCGGGGGAGCGGCGCCGGCGUUGAGCUGGCCGGCGAGGUUCCGGAUCGCGCUCGGCACGGCGCGGGGCCUUCUGUACCUCCACGAGGGGUGCCGGGACCGCAUCAUCCACUGCGACGUCAAGCCGGAGAACAUCCUCCUCGACGGGGUCCUCGUUCCCAAGGUCGCCGACUUCGGCAUGGCGAAGCUGGUGGGGAGGGAGUUCAGCCGCGUCCUGACCACGGCGCGGGGCACCGUCGGGUACCUCGCUCCGGAGUGGAUCUCCGGCGUGCCGGUUACCGCCAAGGCCGACGUGUACAGCUACGGGAUGGUCCUGCUGGAGAUCGUCUCCGGGCGGCGGAACGCGUGGGGCUCGGAGGACACGGAGCAGGGCCCGUCGUUCUCGGGGUACUUCCCGCUGGUGGCGGCGAGGAUGGUGAGCGGAGGGGAGGUGCUCGCCGGGCUGCUGGACGAGCGCCUGCGCGGCGACGCGGACGUAGACGCCGGGGAGGUGGAGCGCGUGUGCAGGGUGGCCUGCUGGUGCGUGCAGGACGACGAGGCGCACCGGCCGUCGAUGGAGCUGGUGGUACAGGCGCUGGAGGGGGUCGUCGCCGUGGACGUGCCGCCGGUUCCGAGGUCGCUGCAAGCCUUGGUCGAGGGUUCCGGCUCUGUUAUGAGUGCGCUUACCGGUGCGUGCUUUGAUGGAAUCUCACGAUCCCAUCUAGGAAACAGUUUGGAUGUCAUCGCGAUUGGUGGCAGCAAUUAAAGCAAGCGCUGAUUAUUGAGUUGCAUAAACCUAACCUAUAAAAGCUUAAGCUAGAGCAAGCGCAUGAGUGAGCUAAACGAUCCAGGAAAGUCUUGAAGGACAAUCUUUGGCAAGCUUUUCUUCUAAGAUUGUUGGCUGAACAGCUGUGGAAUUUAGCUGAGCAUUGAUAUUUGAUAAGGUGUCAACUA
Molecule: messenger RNA, 2699 nt
Organism: Setaria italica (foxtail millet)
Lineage: Eukaryota; Viridiplantae; Streptophyta; Magnoliopsida; Poales; Poaceae
Product: G-type lectin S-receptor-like serine/threonine-protein kinase At2g19130
Exons: 1
Coding region: 1-2511 (836 amino acids)
Biological process (GO): recognition of pollen; protein phosphorylation
Molecular function (GO): protein serine/threonine kinase activity; ATP binding
Source: RefSeq, a predicted model, not a curated record